GCCAGUUACGAAAGACUUGAAGAAAAGCCACGGGGCAUUGACGAACAUAAAUGGAAUUUUACCAAAAUGUACGUGGAAAGUCUACAGUUUGAGACGAAAAGUUUAAUGUCUGAAGCAUCUGACAGCGGUAUGGGAACUGAAGGAGCACCAUCUGAAUUUGACGUGGAUAUCGGUGAUAAACGUGACACUCAGACGAUAGCAGGCGACGAUUGGAACUCACUGUCAUCAGCUGUGCAGACUGGCAACUUUGCCAUCAUCGAGGAUAUGUUGUCACGUGGCCUGGAUAUCAACACAAAAAAUAACGAUGGUAAAACGGCUUUAAUUUUAGCUGCUUCGACUGGCAAAAUAGAUGCCGUAAAUUACCUCUUGGACAAAGGAGCUGAUCCCUUUAUUGAAGGCCACUCUGGCAUUACUCCACUGCACGCCGCCUCAAAGGAUGAUAAUGUCACCAUCAUCGAGACACUAAUGUCACGUGGUCUAGAUGUCGAUUCAAAAGAUAGUGGAGGAAGUACACCAUUGAUGUUGGCUGCAGCUUGUGGCAAGAUUGAAGCUGUAAAUUAUCUUUUAGACAAAGGAGCCGAUCCCUGUAUUGGAAACCAGUUAGGAGGAAAUUCACUACACGUCGCUUCACAGGGUGGUAAUGUCACCAUCAUCGAGAAACUAAUGUCACGUGGUCUAGAUGUCGAUUCAAAAGAUAGUAAAGGAAGUACACCAUUGAUGUUGGCUGCAGCUUAUGGCAAGAUUGAAGCUGUAAAUUAUCUUUUAGACAAGGGAGCCGAUCCCUGUAUUAGAGACCAGUCAGGAAGAAAUUCACUGCACACCGCUUCACAGGGUGGUAAUGUCACCAUCAUCGAGACACUAAUGUCACGUGGUCUAGAUGUCGAUUCAAAAGAUAGUGAAGGAAGUACACCGUUGAUGUUGGCUGCAGUUUGUGGCAAGAUUGAAGCUGUAAAUUAUCUUUUAGACAAUGGAGCCACAAUGGAGCCGAUCCUUCUAUUAGAAACCAAUAGUGGAGGAAGUACACCAUUGAUGUGGGCUGCAGUUUGUGGCAAGAUUGAAGCUGUAAAUUAUCUUUUAGACAAUGGAGCCGAUCCUUCUAUUAGAAACCAGUUAGGAAUAGAUUCACUACACGUCGCUUCACAGGGUGGUAAUGUCACUGUCAUCGAGAAACUAAUGUCACGUGGUCUAGAUGUCGAUUCAAAAGAUAGUGGAGGGAAUACACCGUUGAUGGUGGCUGCAGGUUUUGGCAAGAUUGAAGCUGUAAAUUAUCUUUUAGACAAAGGAGCCGAUCCUUCUAUUAGAAACCAGUUAGGAACAAAUUCACUGUACGUCGCUUCACAGGGUGGUAAUGUCACCAUCAUCGAGAAACUAAUGUCACGUGGUCUAGAUGUCGAUUCAAAAGAUAGUACAGGAAGUACACCAUUGAUGUUGGCUGCAGCUUGUGGCAAGAUUGAAGCUGUAAAUUAUCUUUUAGACAAAGGAGCCGAUCCCUGUAUUAGAGACCAGUUAGGAAGAAAUUUACAACACGCCGCUUCAGAGGGUGGUAAUGUCACCGUCAUCGAGAAACUAAUGUCACGUGGUCUAGAUGUCGAUUCAAAAGAUAGAAAAGGAAGUACACCAUUGAUGUUGGCUGCAGGUUUUGGCAAGAUU
Molecule: messenger RNA, 1650 nt
Organism: Pocillopora verrucosa
Lineage: Eukaryota; Metazoa; Cnidaria; Anthozoa; Scleractinia; Pocilloporidae
Source: RefSeq, a predicted model, not a curated record